This is a messenger RNA of Adineta ricciae, 312 nucleotides long. The record is from the annotation of a GenBank genome assembly. Lineage: Eukaryota; Metazoa; Rotifera; Eurotatoria; Adinetida; Adinetidae.
AUGAAAGAUAAAAAGAUUGUGUUACUAGUAUUGUUCGCACUGAGUAAUCUCAGUGUUCAUGGAGCGCAAGACCCAAUUGAAUUGAAAGUAUCGGCUGCAAAACGUGGACUUCUUCUGGGAUCGAUCACUUUGGUUAAACACUUGCGUUUCAAUGUAGAUAAAGGUCAGUACAUUUCCAAUUUAGUGAAUAACUACGAUGUAGUCGUGCCUGAUGUUGAAAUGAAACCGGGACACAUAUGGCGUCCUAGAAAUAUCUAUAAUUUUACGGAUGUUGAUUGGCUUCUAGGUGCUACACCUGACACAAUGGGUUGA